UAUAAAAAAACACCCUCAUCGAACAACCACCUUCAUCACAUCAAUGGAAGCAUCUUCCUUAAUUUAUGCAGUUGUGGGGCUAGCCACGGUGGUACUCCUUCACCUUGCUUGCCAACUCCGCCGUCCCACCAAACCCAACCUCCCUCCCGGCCCCAAUCCCUGGCCCAUCAUCGGAAACCUCAACCUCAUGGGAUCACUUCCUCACCGUUCCAUCCAUGAACUCACUCAUAAAUACGGCGACAUCAUGCACCUCAAAUUCGGUUCCUUUCACGUCGUCGUGGCCUCCUCCGCUGAGAUGGCUAAAGUCUUCCUGAAAACGAUGGACUCUAACUUCAUCUGCCGCCCCAAAAUGGCCGCCGGGAAAUACACCACCUAUAAUUACUCCGACAUCGUCUGGUCACCGUACGGUUCCUACUGGCAGCAAGCCCGUAAACUGUGUAUCGUGGAGCUGUUCAGUGCAAAAAGGUUGGAUUCGUUCGAGUACAUUCGAGUGGAGGAGAUGAAGUCGCUUUUGAAGGUGGUGCACAAGUCGUCAGGCGAGUCCAUUGUCUUGAAAGAUUUGUUGUGGACGGUGAGUUUCAAUAUAAUCAGUCGGAUGGCGUUGGGAAAGCGUUAUUUGGAAGAAUCGGUGGCCGGAAACUUGACCAUGAGCAGCAAACAAGUUAAAACGAUGUUCGAAGAAAUGUUCUUGUUGAACGGAGUGCUUAACAUUGGGGAUUGGAUACCAUGGAUUGCUUUCAUGGACCUUCAAGGAUACGUGAAAAGGAUGAAAACAGUUAGCAAGAACUUCGACGGAUUUCUCGAACACGUUUUAAACGAGCACGAUGCAUGCAGGAAGGCUGAGCCGCCGGAGACUUUUGUUCCGGCAGACAUGGUUGAUUUGCUGUUGCAGAUUGCAGAUGAUCCGACACUCGAAGUUAAGCUUGAGCGACAUGGCAUCAAGGCGUUCACACUGGAUAUGCUUGCAGGUGGAACCGAAAGUUCAACGAUAAUAAUAGAAUGGGCGAUGGCAGAACUUCUAAAAAACCCGGAAAUACUUGAAAAGGCGAGAGAAGAGCUGGAUCGGGUUAUAGGUCGAGAAAGAUGGGUCGAAGAGAAGGACAUGUCAGACCUUCAUUACAUCAAGGCAAUCGUGAAGGAGACGAUGAGGUUGCAUCCGGUUGUCCCGCUAUUAGUUCCACGAAGAACACGCGAAGACUGUAAAGUAGCUGGUUAUGACAUUCCAAAAGAUACUAUAGUUUUCGUUAGCGUUUGGACAAUUGGACGAGAUCAAGAGUUGUGGGAUAAACCUUUGGAUUUUUUUCCUGAUAGAUUCAUUGAGAAUGACAUCGAUGUAAAAGGUUAUAACUCCGAGCUACUACCGUUUGGUGCAGGUAAAAUGACGAAGGAGGAGUUGCAGAUGAAAGAAGUAUUUGGGCUCUCGACACCUAAAGAGAUCCCACUUACUACCGUCGCUCACCCAAGGCUCGGAUUCAAAAUGUAUUCUUUGUGA
Molecule: messenger RNA, 1492 nt
Organism: Lactuca virosa
Lineage: Eukaryota; Viridiplantae; Streptophyta; Magnoliopsida; Asterales; Asteraceae
Source: the annotation of a GenBank genome assembly